CUCUCUCUUCCCACUCCCUCUCUGAAAUCUAGAGACAAUCUGCAAGCACUCAACACCGGCACAGAACUCUGUUAGCAGGGAAGACUGAGGUAGUUGGAGAGAGAGAGAGAGGUUUGGAGAGGUAAAGUGCAGAUGAAGAGAGAAAAGUUUGGAUGGGAAGAAAAAAAACAAGACACAAAUAGUAAAAAAAGUUGAAGAGGAGAAAGAGAAAAAAGAAGAAGAAGAAAAGGCGAGGAUUUGAAAAGUGAGUUGUGGAGAGUGAACUAACAAUGGGCUCCCCAGUGUGCUGUGCUGCUGCUGUAGUUGUCUCACUACUGGGUCUCCUCUACUAUAGUCCCCCUGUAUGGGGCCAGGAGCUACAGGAGAGGGACGCUCUGUGCAACGAGGACGGCUGCUUCGUGGUCUACUUUCAGCGCAAGACCUUCCUGGACUCCUGGAGGAGUUGCAAGGAGAAGGGAGGCAACCUGGCCACAGUCAAACUCCAAGAGGGGGCUGACACUAUCGCUGCUCUCUUCUCCAGCGUAGAGCUACGGGGCCCCAGAACCAAGGUCCGGGUGUGGAUUGGUCUCCAGAGACAGCCUCGCCAGUGUACCGCCUCUCGCCCUCUCCGUGGGUUCUCCUGGAUUACGGGUGACCAGGAUACCCAGUACACCAACUGGCUGAGGGACGACUCACCCAGUACCUGUUCGGCCCCGCGCUGUGUGGUUAUGACCUAUGGCACAGCCGUCCACGAGCAGCAUGAUAAUUUUAAAUGGCUGGACGGCUCGUGUUCGGUGCCCGUGGAUGGCUACUUGUGCCACUACACCUACAAGGGCAUGUGCCCGGCUAUUUGGAGCGAGGGGGGCGGCAAUGCCCUCUAUAGUACCCCCUUCAGUCUCCUCAGUAGCCUCCUUACCCACGUGCCCUUUGGAUCUGUAGCCACGGUGCCCUGCCCGGGGGGCACAGAGGAGGAGCAGUCAGUGCUGUGUAUGCUGAGGGAGGAUGGCACUGUGGGGUGGUCCAGGGAGACGCCCCUCUGCUCCGACACCACAGAGAAGAGCUGGUGUGAUCGGGACAAUGGAGGCUGUGAGCAUUUCUGCCAGGAGGCCAGGGAACACUACUACUGUGAGUGCUCGGACGGCUUUCAGCUCGGUGACGACGGGCAGACAUGUGUUGCUGUCGACCGGUGCCACAGUGCCCCCUGCGAGUUCGAAUGCCUUCCGCUGUCGGACGGCUACCGCUGUGCCUGCCCCGAAGGCUACAUGCUGGCCCCGGAUGAGCGUGGUUGCCUGGAUGUAGAUGAGUGCCUGCAGAGUCCCUGCGAGCAGCUGUGCGUCAACGCCCCGGGAACCUUCGAGUGUCGCUGCCGCCAGGGCUACCGGCCGGACCAGGAGGGCGACUGCGAGGACGUGGAUGAGUGCAUGGAGGACCCCUGUGAGCACGCCUGCGAGAACACGCCUGGCUCCCACAUCUGCCACUGCCACCUGGGCUUCUCCCCCCUGCCMGAGGACCCCUCCCACUGCCAGGACACCGACGAGUGUCAGAUCCCUGGGACAUGUCAGCAGAUGUGUGUGAACUACGAGGGGGGCUUCGAGUGUUACUGCGAGGUGGGCUACGAGCUACUCUCUGACCAAUUCUCCUGCAGGAAGAUAGGGGAGGACUCACCCACCACAGUCACGCCCUCGUACCCCUGGGUCACCCGCCAACCCGGUUCCAAGUGGGACCCCCAGCAGACCUACACCGACUGGCCCCUGGAGGAGGAAGAGUCCCUGGACUGGCUCACAGACCCUCCCAGGCUGGAAAGUGACAUCAUCUGGGUCACCAGUGCACCCCAGGAGGAGCCAGUCCUAAACCACAACCCAUUCCUGCCCCCCCCCACGGAAGAGACCGAGGAGGAGGAGGAAGAAGAGGAGGAGGAGGAAGAAGAGGAGGAGUAUACACCUGGCUGGGACAUCAUGAAUUGGAAUGUUCCAGCCAAGGUCCAGCCAGAGUUGAAACCCACACCCAGUCUCUCUCCCAGCCCCACAUCCGACACAAUCCCCACCCCAACUCCCACCUCUGACAGGUAUUGGUUUGAGGAGGAUGAGGAAACCACUACCAGUCCCUCAGUCCUCCCCACCUCCACUAUCUCGGGAGGGGCCUGGAACUGGUUCUGGAUCAGUUCCACCCCCACCAGCCAGGACCAAGGACUUACCACAUGGCAGGAGCCAAUCACUGACCAGUAUGUCCCCGCAUCCAACUAUGAUGAAGCUGAUGAGAAUGAAGAAGUGGGGGUAAUUGACGAUGUGUGGGUGACAUCCCCCCCAGAGAUGGACCAGGACCCAGGCCAGCACAUCCCCUCCCUGCCUUCUCCCCUGGCUCCUCAAACCCCCCUCACACCCGACCAGGGCGUGGUGGAGGUGGAGAGGGAGGAUGAGAGGGGGCCGCCCCAGGAGGACGUGGUGGAGGUGGAGGAUGAGAGGGGGCCGCCCCAGAAGGACGUGGUGGAGGUGGAGAGGGAGGAUGAGAGGGAGCCACCCCCGGAGGACGUGGUGGAGGUGGAGGGGGAGGAUGAAAGGGGGCCGCCCCAGGAGGACGUAUUGGAGGUGGAGGGAGAGGAUGAGAGGGGGCCGCCCCAGAGGAGUGGUGGAGGUGGAGGGAAGGAUGAGAGGGGCUGCCCAGGAGGAUGUGGUGGAGGUGGAGGGGAGGAUGAGAGGGAGCCGCCCCAGGAGGACGUAUUGGAUGGUGGAGGGGAGGAUGAGAGGGAGCCUCCCAGGAGGAUGAGAAGUAGCCAGAAGCAGGAUGGUGCCAACUGGCUGCUGGUAGGCCUCCUGGUGCCCCUUUGUAUCUUCAUCGUGGUGAUGGUGGCACUGGGCAUCGUCUACUGCACCCGCUGCGCUGUCACACCACGCAACAAGUCCGCCACCGACUGCUACCAUUGGAUCUCUGGGGCGCACGACAAGCAGGGCGCGCUCAAUCCCAGCAAGGGGAUGCAGUCACAUGUUUAAACAGACGAAAUGAGGAAAGACUUGUAGAUAAAUAAACUGUUUUUAUAAAUAAGAGGAGAGGAUAUGAAGAAGGUAAGAGAGGACUUGGGUGGUUGUUUUACUGUAUGCGACUCUGUGAAACACUUGGAUGUUUCUGUGGAAUAUCGGUUGAAAGAGAAAAGAGAAGAAACAGGAAGCAAUACAACAACAAAAAAACUGAUCCUUUUCUUGGGGUGAUUUGACAAUAUUGUUGCUUACGCAGAUCUCACAGGACAAGGUAUAUGAUCCCUAUAUGAUUGCACUAUAGGGUCAUAAUAGAAACCAUCUAUUGGGAUUGUUGUUGAAUACGUCAUCUGGUUAUAGUUACAGAUGCUGUGGGAAUACACUGUUAAUGUAUCAGCAGUGCCAUCUGAAAACCUAAGCCAAAGAACUAUACUGUAGCUUCUAGCAUUUUUUGUUGUCCAUGAAAUCUGGGUGUCUGCAUCUUUCAAAGAAACGCUCAGGUUUUGAGCUCAUUCCCCAAAGUGUGGUGUCACAAAUUACUAUUUUUGUCAACUUUGUCAAAGAAGCAGGUUCUUAUUUACCUCAGAAGUUGGUGAAUGAAGGCGGUUGUGAUUCACGCUCCUUUGCAGGACAACAGACAUUUCAGCAGUUGAACCAAACUAUACAAGCAAGACUGUCAUGACGCUGUUGACUGUCAUGACGCUGUUGAGAAAAAGCAAUCACUCGGAUAUUACUUUUAUGCUUCUGCUUUUUUUAAGUACCGGAACAAAUCAAUUCACACCACAGACCAAAUUAGUUUUAUACAGUACGCGUGUAUAUAUGUGUUUGAUUGAUUGUUUUUGUAAAUGUAUAGUACGUAGCAAUGACUUUUCCAGAAAAUGUGUUAGUGUCAUGACUCCUGAUUCAAUGAAGUGCCUUUUGUUUCAUAUAGACCACAGAACUCUUAGUAAUUCCAUGGAAUGUCUGUCUGUCUAAGGGGAGGGUUCCUUCCAUUCAACUCCAAUUUAACUAACUCUCCUAGUCAACUCACCCAUGCUCCUCAUGUAGGUUUGAGUGUAGAUGUAAGAUGUAUUACAGACUACAAGGACUGUAAUGGGGGUCACAGGCUCCCGAUUGACUUUACCGUUGGCCUUUUCAGUGAACUAGUGAUCUUUCAAUCGCUCCCCAGUCCCAUGUCACAUACUGUAAGUGUUCAGCACGCCCCACUCCUUCUUGUUACAGGCCCGGCCUUAGCUGUCUAUGGACUUCCUUAAUAGCCAUGAUGGGACAAUACCAACAUUUACAGUUUGAAGUCAAUGCACCCUCUAGCAACUUUGACAGUAACUGCAGUCCCCAUUCAAAGGAUGGCUUGCACUUGUAAAUGACAGACUAUCAGAAAUGACAGACAAUGAAAUCAAUCUAAGAUGUGCCUUCUGAUCUAAGGACUGUGAAAUGCUUUUUAAAAUGUUUGUUACCCGUUAGGUUUUAAGUAAUUGUUAAUUAAAAUGUUAUGGUAAGGGUUC
Salvelinus sp. IW2-2015 is the source of this 4450-nucleotide messenger RNA. The record is from RefSeq and is a predicted model, not a curated record. Lineage: Eukaryota; Metazoa; Chordata; Actinopteri; Salmoniformes; Salmonidae.